Molecule: messenger RNA, 372 nt
Organism: Hirsutella rhossiliensis
Lineage: Eukaryota; Fungi; Ascomycota; Sordariomycetes; Hypocreales; Ophiocordycipitaceae
Exons: 2
Coding region: 1-372 (123 amino acids)
Source: RefSeq, a predicted model, not a curated record
AUGUCUGCCUCCCCCUCCCCCGCUUCCUCCUUCUCGGAGCGUGCGGAGUCGUUCGUCGACGCCGUGCUAAGCACGGCCGACGACGGCUCCGCCGCUGCCGCUGCUCCUGCCCGCGCCCCCGCUCCCGCCCGCGCCCCCGCGACCGCGCCCACCGCCGCCGCCUCUGCCUCUGCUGCGCUGGCCGCCCUCACGUCGCCCUUCCGGGUAACGACGCCGUCCCCGCCGCCGGCCGUGACGCCCGGCCCCUCUGCCCCCGCCUCCGCCACUGCCACCCCCAAGGCCGGCGCGCACGGGCAGGCACGGGGGGCUGCCAAGAAGCGCCUUACCGCCGCCGCCGCCGCCUACCGCAAUCUCCGCGCCCUCGAGCGCUAG